GUUUUCUUUUGUUUUAGCCGCAGCCCGUCGGUCGGUGGAAUCACCUGAAACAUGCUGAUCACUCUGCUCCUCACCUUCCUGGUCUCCUCUGCCUUUGCAAAGAAAGACACUGCUCUUCCUCAGCUGAAUGACACCAACGCUGUAGAGGCCUUCAUCGGCUCUGCUGAGGUGGUGGUCAUCGGAUUUCUGGAGGGAGAGGAGAGUCGUGGUUAUAAGGAGCUUGUUGCAGCUGCAAAGCGCGUCGACUCCGUUCCUGUCGCCAUUUGCACAGCGAAGGAGGUGUGGGCUGACUACCAGCUCUCCUCAGACACCAUCACCCUCUUCAGGAAGGCGGAUAAUCACCAGGACAAUCUUGUUGUCGCGGAUGCCAAGAAGCUGGAAACUGAUGGUCUCAUAAAUUUCAUCAGCGUCAAUGAGAUCCGAUAUAUCACAGAAUACAACCAAGUGACGGCAGUGGGCCUGUUCAACUCGGAGGUGAAGUCACACCUCCUGCUCUUUGCCAACAGAGGGACUAAAGAAUUUACUGAGCUCAAGGAGCAACUCAGAGCUUUGGCCCCUGAGUUUACAGGCAAGUUCUUGUUCGUGCUGAUUAAUGGAGCCGUGAAGUCCAACUCUCGGUCACUCGGCUACUUUGGCAUCAAGUCUCAAGACCUCCCACGAGUUGGCAUCUACGACGGUAACUCAGACAUGAAGUGGCUUCUUCCUGUAGGAGAUAUUUCUCCUGAACGAGUGCGGGAGUUUUGCCAGUCGUUCCUGCGAGGAGAACUAAAGGACGUGAAACAGGCUGGAGCAGAACCCAAAACAGAGCUCUAAAACCCAACCUACAAAUGUAAAUACAUUAUUAUACAUUAAAUACAUACAUAAAUGAAAA
Paralichthys olivaceus (Japanese flounder) is the source of this 871-nucleotide messenger RNA. Its product is annotated as endoplasmic reticulum resident protein 27. NCBI's taxonomy places the organism in Eukaryota, Metazoa, Chordata, Actinopteri, Pleuronectiformes, Paralichthyidae. The record is from RefSeq and is a predicted model, not a curated record. Gene Ontology annotation, biological process: response to endoplasmic reticulum stress; protein folding. Gene Ontology annotation, molecular function: protein disulfide isomerase activity. Gene Ontology annotation, cellular component: endoplasmic reticulum.